AUGAAACCCAUCAAAUCUUCACAAACCCUUUUCAUUUCUUCUCGAUUCCACAACGAUGAAGACGAUUUCCAAACCCCAUCUCAAUCUUUACCACUCACCCGAAAAAUCCCCGUUUCAUCACACCCAAUCAAAUCAACCGUCACUCGACCAUCCAAAAAGCCGAAAAAGACUCACAUUUACCCCGGUAAAGAGAAUCUUGAAAACCCCUCUUCUGAUUUGGGUCUUGAAUCCAUCAAGCCGACUGCUUUUUGCGACGUCGAUGAAGGGGUUCCAGUUAUUUGUAAAGAAAGUAAUGGAAACCCUCUGUCUAGUUUGGGUUUAAAAUCCAUCAAGCCGACUGAUUUUCGGGAUGUCGGUGAUGGGGUUUCUUUUAUGGGUGAAGAAAUUCUUGAAGACCCACCAUCUGAUUUGGGUUUAGAUUCCAUCAAGCCGACUGUUUUUUGUGACUUCGAUGAUCGGGUUUUGGAUACGGGUAAAGAGACACUUGAAACUCCCUCUUCUGAUUUGGGUUUACAAUCCAUCAAGCCGACUGCUUUUUCUGUCGUCGAUGAUGGAGUUUUGGAUAUGGGUAUUGACAAAAAGGUGGAAUCGAAAAGGGGGUUUGGUUAUUUAUCAAAUUCGAUUGAAAGUAGGUUGUUGAGAUCAAAAGCUGACUGCAGUUCAGGUGUUUGUGAAAAUGCUUGUGAGAAAGUGAAUGGAGAUGGAGACGAAGAAUUUGAGGAUGACCAGGAGGGUGGUACGACACAGCUAGAUUUGUUACUGGAUUUGUGUUGUUCUGAUAAAGAAGAAGAAGAAGGGAGUGAAGCGGGUGAUGAUGUGGAUGUCGGUUUUAUUAGUUGUCCGAUUUGUGAAGCUGAUAUCUCUAAUUUGAGUGAUGGGUUGAGACAAGCUCAUACGAAUGAGUGCCUUGACAAAGAGCAGGCUAAUGAUCAUGUAGAGAUACAUGAUAGUGAACAUGUUAUGGCAUCUCCUGGCCAUGUUUUUGAUGAUCGCCCAAUUGGAGCACCUGAACAAGUUCUUGGCGACUCUUCUUGUCAAGCUCUUGGCCAGAUUCAUGACGUUUCUCCUAUUUCAGCAUGGUUGCAAAAGCUCGGACUAUCCCGUUAUGAAGAAGUUUUCAUUCGUGAAGAAAUCGAUUGGGACAGUCUAAAGUGGCUGACUGACGAGGAUCUAUGCAAAAUAGGUAUUACUGCUCUUGGCCCCCGGAAGAAGAUUGUUCACGCUCUUAGUGAACUGAGAACAGAAGAUUCUGAGGAAGCCAUAUUACCUGAAAAAUAUUCAGAGAAGGAGAUUAAAGUAGCCCCAAAUAAGUUGAUAACAGAUUUCUUUCCGGGCUUUACUGGGAAAUUGAAAAAAGGUUGUAUUACUGGGGCACAGGUUGGAAAAACCAACUCAAAUAAUAAUAAACGUAAGGUUAACACAAACUUCACAAAUAAAAGGCACCGAGAUAUACCCUCAUGGUGUUCAAUAGCUGGAACACCAUUUCGUGUGGAUGCAUUUAAAUAUUUACGAAUGGAUUGCAGCCACUGGUUCCUUACUCACUUCCAUGCAGAUCAUUAUGGAGGUCUUACGAAGUCUUUCUGCCAUGGGAAGAUUUACUGCACCUUAAUUACAGCAAAACUUGUAAAUUUUAAGAUUGGAAUUCCAUGGGAAAAGAUCGAAAUUUUACCCCUGAACCAAAAGAUUACCAUUGCAGGAGUUGAUGUAACAUGUUUUGAUGCUAAUCACUGUCCAGGUGCCGUCAUAAUUCUAUUUGAACCACCAAAUGGUAAGACAAUUCUACACACAGGAGAUUUCCGUUUUAGUGAGGAUAUGACAAAGAUCUCUAGUUUGCAGAUGCGUGUGCAUACUCUCAUCUUAGAUACCACCUACUGUAACCCUCAGUAUGACUUCCCAAAGCAAGAAGCUGUAAUCCAAUAUGUUUUGGAGGCAAUCCAAGCUGAAGCAUUUAACCCAAGAACAUUGUUUCUGAUCGGAAGCUAUACAAUUGGAAAAGAGAGGGUAUUCAUGGAGGUAGCUCGCGUUCUUCGUAAGAAAAUAUAUGUUACUGCAGCAAAGAUGCGAGUUUUAGAAUGCCUGGGAAUGCCCAGGGAAGAUAUGCAAUGGCUAACCACGGAUGAAAGGGAGAGCCACAUUCAUGUUGUGCCUAUGUGGACCCUUGCAAGUUUUAAAAGAUUGAAACAUGUGUCUAACAUGUAUAUGGGUAGAUAUAGUCUUAUAGUUGCUUUCUCUCCGACUGGUUGGUCAUUUGGUAAAGGAAAGAAAUCAUCCCCAGGAAAGAGGUGGCAGCAGGGUACUAUUAUAAGAUAUGAGGUGCCAUAUAGUGAGCAUAGCAGUUUUACAGAACUCAAAGAGUUCGUGAAGUUUGUUUCUCCUGAAUAUAUCAUCCCGAGUGUAAAUAAUCACAGCAGGGAGAAUGCAAACAAGAUGAUUUCUUUAAUAUCAUCUUAACGCACCAUACUAGUUUUCCCACUCUCAAAUACCAAUGUUAAUGCCAGGAGGCUAAUUUAAUUGGAAGCUCGAACCAUUCUCAGUGAGAUCUUGCGACCCAACAUAUUCUAUAAAUCUACAUGUGACACAAGGCUCUGUUCAUCUCGUGUCUGAAACUGAAGUAGAGGGAGUCAUCAGCUUAUGAUAUUAUGUUUGAUGUUCAAAGGCCUCAAAUGAGUCACAAAAAGGCUAUGUGGGCUCUGUAUUUAAGUUCUUCCAACUACUAGGGUGCAUUAUUGGUUGAUUUUGCAACCUGGUCAUGCAUCUUCUUAAUUGUAUAUUUAUAUUUUGAAAAACACAGUAUGUUGGUUUAUAGAGA
Messenger RNA from Erigeron canadensis, 2809 nucleotides. RefSeq lists its product as uncharacterized. The record is from RefSeq and is a predicted model, not a curated record. NCBI's taxonomy places the organism in Eukaryota, Viridiplantae, Streptophyta, Magnoliopsida, Asterales, Asteraceae. Gene Ontology annotation, molecular function: 5'-3' DNA exonuclease activity; protein binding; damaged DNA binding. The coding region runs from base 1 to 2451 and encodes 816 amino acids. Gene Ontology annotation, biological process: protection from non-homologous end joining at telomere; interstrand cross-link repair; double-strand break repair via nonhomologous end joining. The transcript is spliced from 11 exons.